AUGGAGGGCAUCAGUUCGACUGUUCAUUACUUCAGAAUCAUGUCUCGAGUCACUCUCUCCAUCCUCGUCGCUCUCUUCCUCAUCGGAUUCGUCGCCCAAGAAGCCGCGGCCCAGUAUUAUUAUGGAUAUCCGGCCUAUGGAUACGGUUACGGCUACCCUUACUACGGUUACUACGGCUACUACGGCAAACGAGAAGCCGGUUUCGGAGCUGAGGAGAAGAUCCAGGGUCCCCGACCCUCGUUCCAAUGA
Molecule: messenger RNA, 249 nt
Organism: Bursaphelenchus xylophilus (pine wood nematode)
Lineage: Eukaryota; Metazoa; Nematoda; Chromadorea; Rhabditida; Aphelenchoididae
Source: the annotation of a GenBank genome assembly